AUUCAAGGUUAUUUGUUGGAAGAAUACAAAUACCUACGAAUAAACGCCCAGGCAACUUGAAAUUUAACCUUGACAAAGGUUUGCAAAUUUACCUAGGUACUUAUAAUUUCUCUGGUACUCAGUCAUUGGACUUGAAGGUUCAGACUUGCAUGAACCCAACCAACAUAGACCCGGUCGGAUUCGGGGUCGGUACCUCUUUACCAAUCCAAUCGGGCUCGAAGCAAAUGGUAGCCUGAAUUUUACUCUCGACACCAACAUUUCCUCUAAUCUCAUCCUGCAAUUCGAGAUCAUCAAUUAAUCCAUUGAACGGAAACCUCGCGCAAUCAUGUCGCUAGCUCCGGCUGUUACCAGAGAUGGAUUCGCCUACGCCGGGGACCUCUUCGCCGAAGCGAGCGGUCACAAUCGGCACCGGCGCGCCACAGUAGCGGAGCUCAAGGACCAUUUCAAGUCCGGCAAUGAGAAGGAUCACCCCGCUCAUUGGUUUGAGGCUCAACUCAUCCAUUACGGUCUUCAGCCUUCCAAGACCAAAGCAGUAGCUCGUAUGCGUCUUUACGAUGCCGUCAACGGAGGAAAGCUAUCAAUUCCCACCCACAUCAAGCAACUCGAGUCAGACCUAAAGAGAGAAUGGACCAAGAACGAACGCGACGCCAAGAAGGCCCUUUCAGCCCCUGCUGCUACUACUACUACCAAGUCCACCAAGCGCAAGGCCGAGGCUUCUUAUGUUGAUUUGACUGUUAACGUUGGCGAUGUAAACAUCACCGUCUCAGCCGGUAACGCCAAGAAGAAGGCAAAGACCACAGCUACGACUGCAAAACCUUCAACCCCCACCAAAUCUCCGAAGAAAGCCGCUGAGCCUAAGGCCAAAGCCACCCCAAAGCCCAAGACUGCCAAGAUGAUGCCGCUUAAAGCGGCCUUGAAGACACCUACUAAUCAGAAGCUUGAUACUAUCCCGUCUUCGUCCCUCGUUUCUCCAACCCGCCCGAAGCAGACAGCUCGUCGCGGUGGUCUUCAUCAGGGACCUGGCCGAGCAGCACCUAGGAUCCCCGCAUCCAGCCCCGCGCCGUCUCGUCCCAAACAAACCGCGCGCCGAAGCGGCGCAUUCUCAGCUCGCGGUCGAAUUCCAGGUCCCUCCAGCAGCCCCGGCACGCACUACCACGUCAUCGACUCCGACUCGAACGAAGACCGAGGCCCGCCUCCCCCGUACAGCGAGUACCCCAGCCACGACGACAGCGACAACGACUUCACCAUGCACUCACGCAACUUACGUCCCCUAGGUCUACUCAACGGUCGCUACCAUAUGGACUGCCCCUACGUAGCCGAGCAAUGGGACUACGACAGCUUCUCGCUCGUCUUAACCCUCAGCGGCACCGAACUUCUAGGCCGUUUCGACUUCGGCGUAAUCACCGGUGUCCUGCGCCUCCCGCAACGCCCUUGGCAGUCCUCACUUGAGAGUCUACAGUUCCGCUGGCGCGGACGCGAGGACGAGGGUCCGAUUAUAUACGGAGACCAACACACCGGCGAGAUCCGCUUCCUCGGAGACGGCCGGAUUGAGGGUGAGAUUGAUUACAUGGGGGGCAUUAAGUUCACCGGCGAUAGGGCUCCUGGACAGGGCACGCGAAGUGGGAUUGAUGCGCAGACCCUGAAGAAUGAGUGGGAGAGUUAUAAUGAGAGCGAGUACGAGGCAGAGAACCGCGGACGCUGGUGAGUGCGGGGUUUGAGAGAGUGGCGUUUUGUGCUACGUCUUGUCGAUUCGAUUUCAGGGCUUAGGGACGAUGCUUCUGUAAUCUCGGGCGGAGAUUCGGAGUUACUAUUUGUCUAUAUAACUCCGAAGUCCGGAUUUUGCAUCCUGUUCAGGUUUCUAUAGGCCAACGAGACCGGCGAAUUUGUUGUU
This is a messenger RNA of Hypoxylon trugodes, 1891 nucleotides long. RefSeq lists its product as uncharacterized. The record is from RefSeq and is a predicted model, not a curated record. The transcript is spliced from 2 exons. Bases 326 to 1705 code for a protein of 459 amino acids. NCBI's taxonomy places the organism in Eukaryota, Fungi, Ascomycota, Sordariomycetes, Xylariales, Hypoxylaceae.